CCCCCACAGCCUCCUCCCCCGCCUGUCCAGGGGCGGCACUGCGGGCUGGGAAGCCGGGACCAGAGGAGGAAAGGAAGGAAGGAAGGAAGGAAAGAAGGAAGGAAGAGAAGAGAAGAGAAAAGAAGAGAAGGAGAAGAAGAGGGCUAUGGAGUAGAAGAGGAGGAAACACAGGACAGGAAGGCAGGCAGGAGGAGAGAGGACAGCACUCGUGCGGCAGCAUCCAAAGGCCAGAGUGGGGACCCGUGCUGCUUCCGCCGCUCCUCGGAUGGUGACGGAGCCCCGCCGCGGCCGCAGCCCCCCCCGCGUCCCGGCUCCGCAGGCCUACAGCGCCGGAGCCCUGCAGGAAUCAUGCCCAGAUCCUUCCUGGUCAAGAAGGUCAAACUUGACACGUUCUCCUCGGCAGACCUCGAGAGCUCCUACGGGCGCGCCCGAAGCGACCUCGGCGUGCGACUGCAGGAGAAAGGAUACCUCAACGACUACGCGGGGCCCGCCUCCGUCUACGAUGGCGACGCCGAGGCGGACUUGCUCAAAGGGCCAUCCCCGGAGCCUAUGUACGCUGCGGCCGUGCGGGGAGAGCUGGGCCCGGCGGCUGCGGGUUCGGCGCCGCCGCCCACCCCGCGCCCGGAGCUGGCCACAGCCGCGGGUGGCUACAUCAACGGCGACGCGGCGGUUAGCGAAGGCUAUGCUGCCGACGCCUUCUUCAUCACCGACGGGCGCUCCCGCCGUAAGGCUGCCAACGCCGCCGCCGCCCCCUCCACGGCCUCGGCGGCGGCCCCCGACGGCGACGGCGGAGGCGGGGCCGGGGUGGGCGCCCGUGGUGCAGGGUCUGGGCCCGGAGGGCGGGGCGGCGCGCGCGCGGGGGCAGGCACCGAGGCGCGCGCGGGGCCCGGGGCCGGCAGCGCGGGAGGCCGGCACGCCUGCGGCGAGUGCGGCAAAACGUACGCCACGUCGUCGAAUCUGAGCCGCCACAAGCAGACACACCGCAGCCUGGACAGUCAGCUGGCGCGGCGCUGCCCGACGUGCGGCAAGGUGUACGUGUCCAUGCCGGCCAUGGCCAUGCACCUGCUCACGCACGACCUGCGCCACAAGUGCGGCGUGUGCGGUAAGGCCUUCUCCCGGCCCUGGCUGCUGCAGGGCCACAUGCGCUCCCACACCGGAGAGAAACCCUUCGGCUGCGCGCACUGCGGCAAGGCCUUCGCCGACCGCUCCAACCUGCGCGCGCACAUGCAGACGCACUCGGCCUUCAAGCACUUCCAGUGCAAGCGCUGCAAGAAGAGCUUCGCGCUCAAGUCCUAUCUCAACAAGCACUACGAGUCGGCCUGCUUCAAGGGCGCGGCCGGCAGCGGCCCCCCGGCCCCGGCCCCCGCCGCGCCGCCGCAGCUCAGCCCAGUGCAGGCCUAGAGCCGCGGUGCCUCCGCCAGCCGGGUCGGCUCUCAGCAAUACGGGCCCCCAGGGAGGUCUCCGCCGGCGACCAGGCGGAGGGGCCGGAGGGCGGGCCCCUCCUCACAGCAAUAGGGGGAGGGGGCCCGGCCCCGCCCCGCCCGCCAGGGGCCUUGCCGGCCCCUUCAAGCAAUAGGGUCCCGAGGGGAGACCCACCCCGAGCCCCCUCCCUUCCCCUCCAGGGUGCCCCAGGCUUUUACCCAGCAAUAGGGUCGAGGAGAUCCUGAACCGAACCUCAUCUCCGAGUUAGGUCUCUGAAGACCCGGGUAGGGUGAGGUAGGGAGCGCCCCCUCCUGCCUCUUCUGCGCCCCUGGAUCGCGUCGCAGAGACUCAGGUCUUCCCCACCCCUUCCCAAGCCUUCCAGGGCCAGGCCUGCGGCCUAGACGUCCAGGGAGCCGGUCCCUCCCCGGCAACAGGUCGGGGAGGAGCAGGAUGGGGGCUGCAGAGACGUCCCUACUCCUCAGUGUUCGUUGAACCCCGGGAGUGUUAGACGCGUUGGGGAUCGGGGAGGGGGGCGGAUGGCGGCACCUCUCUCCCUCGGGUUCCUUCUGGGGCCUCAAUCCGAGCCGCUCUCCAACCCUUGCCUCGCAUCCUCUGCCAAAUCCGAAUUCUUCCAGCCCUGCUUCCCGGGCUCUGUCGUCCAUAACGAAUAAUAAUGACGCAUAUCAAAUCGCAUGGACUUAUCCGACCUCCUCAGACCCCGCUCCUGCCCUGCCCCGGGACCCCCUCCCUCGUACCCGGGCAUUCGGUGUUGGAGAACGGAUUCCUGGGGCCCGGCAGGCAGCCCUGGGCACGGCCCUCCACACCUCUCUGUAUUCGCUUUGCGGGUAAAGCCCCCUAGGGGGGGUUGCGGAUGCGUCGGGUUCCUUUCUUUCCUGUAUUUGUACGUUUUAUUUAUGAACGGAUUGCACUCGGGUCAGGGAAGGGGCGCUGAGGCCCCUGUCCUUCCCGCCGACGCCGGGGGCUUGGGAUGUCCAGGAUCACUUUCCCCGCCCCUGAACCCCUCCCUACCUGGGCGCCUCUUGGGAGCCUCAGGCCCCGCCCUCACUCUGUUGCCAACUUACUCCCGUCUAUGCCAAAGCCUCGGCGGUGACCCCGCCCCAAGGGCCCGCCCCAUUGGCCGCCGCCUUUGUGACGUCACUGCAUGCAGCCCCAACCCUCCUCCUGUCCCUUCCCGGGGCUGCCCGUUCCCUGUCCCUCUUAGUUAGUCCGAAGCCAACUAUAGAGCAAUAAUGCGCACUGCAUGCCAAGCUGCCGCCGCCUCUAGAGUUACUGAGAAUCAGGUAUCCCCUGCCCAACCCACCCCCUAGGCCCCUAGAUCAGGGACGCUGCGCGGGGCCGGAUGCGCAGACUUUCUUCCUCCUCCUCUUCCCUCCCCCCCCUCCCUCCCACGGCAGAGGCCGGCAGGUGUAAUGGUUCCAGGGGCAGGGGCAGGGUGGUUGCCCCCCAAGGCCCCUCCUUCAUUUGUACAUCACCCACUGACCGUUCAUUAGGCAUUUAUCAUGUGCCAGGCCCACUGCUGAGUCCACCUGGGAUCCGGCGACCUGCAGGGGGUGCAUGUUCUUGACAGGAGCCCAACCGGCUUGGGUGGGCCAGGGAUGGCGGCAGAUGCAGAGAGCCGCGGUCCCUAGACCCCAACCUUGGGCCCCUCACUCCUCCCCACUGUAGCCCGGGGCCAGUGCUCGGCACGGUGGGGCUCUGCCUUUGACUUGGGUUCUCAGCUCAGGUGGCACAGACCCAGGGCCCCAAGGCCCAGUGCCACCAGGACCCACAUACUAACUCCCAUUCCUUCCAUCCCCUGGCAGCGGCGGCUCUGCCAUGUCAGGCCAGGGCCCCAGGCCACACGAAAAGGUGCCCACUGGAGUGUAUUACCAGGCUGGCCCCAUCCCCGUGGGUAUCAAGCCCGGCUGCCAUCCAGCUGCACCCGCAGGGGCCAGCAGGCCCGAAGGCCCAUCAUAGCAGGGCCAUGUCCAAACCCUUUAUAUCCCAGCUCGGUAUUCACACAGCUCCCAAGCCGCGGCCUGCCCGCCUGUGCCGGGCACACCCGCAUGCACACGCACAUACAGGCAUCCCACCAUACCCCACACGCCUAUCUACCUACCUAAGGAGAAGGCUGGAGGGCCGUGAGCCGGCCAGGGUCUCCCGCUUCUCCCCACACCCCGCCGCCGUGGAAAGCCAUGGGCCCCCUCCCGCCCCCAUAACUAAGCAGCACAAUAACCGACUUAGCGAAUUCAGGUAGAAGGAACGUUUAGGUAGCACCUAUUUUGUACUGAUUCUACGAGUAGGGCCCGAGAUGCGGGGGCCCUCGGGUGGGGGCUGCGGCCGCCGGCCCGCCCUGCCCCCACCCUUGCCUGUGCCCCGCCGCCUUGUACAUACUCCCACCCGGAACAGGCCGGGAUUUUUACUCGGGCCGCGCCCCUCUUCCGCCCCCGUUUGGGGCCGGGCCGGCCGGACAGACGGACGGACGGACAGACCUCCUUCCUAAGCACAAUAGCACCAGCUCCCCGGAGCGCCGCACCUCCACGAGGAGAAUA
Camelus dromedarius (Arabian camel) is the source of this 3974-nucleotide messenger RNA. It is a transcript of the gene SCRT1, whose product is annotated as scratch family transcriptional repressor 1. Lineage: Eukaryota; Metazoa; Chordata; Mammalia; Artiodactyla; Camelidae. The transcript has 2 exons. Gene Ontology annotation, biological process: regulation of DNA-templated transcription. The record is from RefSeq and is a predicted model, not a curated record. Bases 349 to 1401 code for a protein of 350 amino acids. Gene Ontology annotation, molecular function: DNA-binding transcription factor activity, RNA polymerase II-specific; RNA polymerase II cis-regulatory region sequence-specific DNA binding.